This is a messenger RNA of Closterium sp. Yama58-4, 951 nucleotides long. Lineage: Eukaryota; Viridiplantae; Streptophyta; Zygnematophyceae; Desmidiales; Closteriaceae. The record is from the annotation of a GenBank genome assembly.
AUGACGAAGUACCGCAUCGACGACACCGUCGAGCGCGAGAAGGCGAGGCUGGUCGUGAAGGGCUUCACGCAUGUGUAUGGCGCCGACUACGAUGAGACGUACGCGCUGGUGAGCAGCUACGUCACGCUGAGGAUUUUCCUCAGCAUCGUCGCCGUCCUCGACUUCAACCUGAUGCAGCUGGACAUGAAGAACGCCUUCCUGCAGAGCAAGCUCGACCAGACGCUGCUGUUAUGGUACAAGGCGCUCAACGACGUGCUGGUCGGUGUUGGGUGGAAGAAGAGCCAGGUCGACGAGGCUCUCUACUUCAAGGUCGGUGGCAAAGGAGUGGCCUGCUGGUUGCUGGUCUACGUCGACGACCUGCUCGCUGCCAGCAGCAGCACCGAGAUGGUGAAGGAGCUGAAGGAGUUGCUGGAACCGGCCUUCGAGAUGCGGGAGAUCUCACCGGUGCAGAAGCACCUCGGGCUGGAGAUCCUGCGCGACGGGCCGUCGAGGAAACUGUGGCUGCACCCGCAGGGCUACACCAACAAGCUGCGUAGGCGGUUUCUUGAAGACGACGGUCUCCGUCGACGCCUACGCCAAGCUGGCGUUCGUGGAGGCACAGGAGCGCCAGGAGAAGGAGUACCGGCAGAAGGUCGGCUCGCUGCAGUUUGCGGCGACGACAACGAGGCCGGACAUCGCCUUCGCCUGCAGCAAGCUGGGCAGCGGCCUUAUAUUGAGGUGCGACCAGCACCGGCACGAGGAGAGACGCGCCUUCUCUUCCUCCUCGAGGAGAUUCGGCAGCUGGACGCCGGGAAGCCGACCGUCCUCUGGGUGGACAGCAAGUCGGCAAUCACGGUCGCCUCAGGCAUGGGGUUGACGGGCAACCUCAAGCACAUGGAGCAGCGACAGGCCUGGCUGCAGCACAUGGUGAAGCGCAGGAAGAUUUCGCUGAAGUACAUCCCCACCGCUUAG